Molecule: messenger RNA, 3013 nt
Organism: Nymphaea colorata (pocket water lily)
Lineage: Eukaryota; Viridiplantae; Streptophyta; Magnoliopsida; Nymphaeales; Nymphaeaceae
Product: serine/threonine-protein kinase STY13-like
Exons: 8
Coding region: 1235-2293 (352 amino acids)
Biological process (GO): protein phosphorylation
Molecular function (GO): protein kinase activity; ATP binding
Source: RefSeq, a predicted model, not a curated record
UCUGGAGUCUCAUCUUCACACUCUUCUCAGCUUCCCUCCUACCAUAUUCUCCAGUACCUGUGAUGACGGUGCUGAUGCUUUUCAGACGGUGGGGAGAGGAUAAGCGUCCACGCGUCAAGAGAAACAAAGAAUGCUUAGAAUUAGUACUACAGAAAUUUUUAGUACAGAUUGCUUUAGUCUUUAUAAAACUGGAAUUAUUGGCUUUGCUUACCAGGAGUAAUUGCAGGGAAGGCUUCCACCGAUUUGUUUAUUUCUGCAGAGCCUUGAUUUGAUUCUCUUGUUGGGAGAAAUCAGUGGAGGAAAUUCACCAACGUUUAUUUUUGGGGUGGCCUGUCCCCAUGUUGAGAGUCAGUGCCCACGUGCACUUCAUUAUUUUCUGGCUCCCACAGUCUUGAAUAUGAUUAAUACGCGCACAGGCACCAUACCGGAAACUCUCACAACUUAUCAUAAUUGUUUGACAGAGACCUGAAACUUCUUACCGUUUUCUUUGGGUGUGACCGUGUGAGCACUGUGAGGAUGGAGUUUAGAUAUACGGUAUCUGAAGGUAUACAACCUGAAGCGGCGCCGGGUGUUUGGAUUCAGCCAUUUUGGCGACAAAAUGAGUGAAUUUUUUGUUGGACUUUUCUUGAACGAAAGACGGUGAUGGUACCUCUUCUUUUUUUAAUUGCUUUGGUUUCUUCUGUUCUCUCUUUCCAAUGCUCCUCUCACAAAACAAAUCAUAAAACCUUCUCUUUAUUAAUAUUUUUUUCUUCUGAGACUGAUCCCCUGGGUGCCCAAUUGUUUUUAGAGUGACUAUGUGUUUGUACGAUCGUCCUUUCAGUUUUCCUUCACUGCUUCAAUUGUUUUUUGUCAUUUUUUAGGCGGGUGGUUCGUCGAUGCCUGGGAGCAUCGACAUCUCAAGCAGUACUUUUUGGGGUUACUUCGAGGAAAUUUUGGUGGGUGCUAUGCAUCUCAUUUGGUGCAGAUUUUGAGACGAUUCCUGUGCUUGUUUCCGUGGAAGCAGAGCAUGUCUUUUGUUCUUUGCUUCUUGUCAGUUUGCCCGUGUAUCAGCUUCAAUUCCCCACUCUUCUUUCCUUUCUCUGACCCUUCUCCUAUCUUUCUGUGACUCUGCCCCUACCAUAAAUGGUUAGUUUCACAUGGGCGCUUUCUUAAGCCUAAAAUCUUGUGAGACACCAAGUCUUGGUUGGUUUGUCUUCAGUCACUUGUAGAAGUUCUCUGCUGUGAAGCGUUCUAGAUGAUGGAUCAACCAACAGUGUUCAGUGAUGAAUUCGAUUUGGAUUCACGGUGGCUUGUUGAUCCCAAACUCUUAUUCGUCGGUCCAAAGAUCGGAGAAGGUGCACAUGCCAAAGUGUACGAGGGAAAAUACAAAAACCAGAACGUUGCUAUCAAAGUUUUUCACAAGGGAGAAACACCUGAGGAAAUUGCAAAGAGGGGGUCUCGGUUUGCGAGAGAGGUUUCCAUGCUUACCAGGGUGCAGCACAAGAAUUUGGUGAAGUUUAUUGGGGCCUGUAAAGAGCCUGUGAUGGUUGUUGUGACUGAGCUUUUGCUUGGUGGUUCAUUGCGCAAGUAUUUGUUAAGUCUGCGACCAAGACCCUUGGAUAUACGUGUGGCUGUGGGGUUUGCUUUGGAUAUUGCUCAAGCAAUGGAGUGCUUACAUUCACAUGGAAUCAUUCAUCGUGACCUCAAGCCUGAAAACUUGCUGUUAACAGCGGACCAAAAAACUGUAAAGCUUGUAGACUUUGGUUUAGCAAGGGAGGAGACUUUAACAGAAAUGAUGACAGCAGAGACAGGAACAUAUCGAUGGAUGGCCCCUGAAUUGUACAGCACGGUUACAUUAAGGCAUGGAGAAAAAAAACACUACAAUCACAAAGUCGAUGCUUACAGCUUUGCAAUAGUACUGUGGGAGCUUUUGCACAAUCGGACACCAUUUGAAGGCAUGUCAAAUUUGCAAGCAGCAUAUGCUGCUGCAUUCAAAAAUGUUAGGCCUAGUGCAGACAACCUUCCCAAGGAGAUGGCUAUUCUUUUGACUUCAUGCUGGCAAGAGGACCCCAAUUCCCGACCCAACUUCGGUCAAAUUGUUAAAAUGCUUCAAGAAUUUCUGUAUACUAUCUCACCUCCAAUUCCUGCAGUUCCUCUUCGCAUGUUUUCCACUGAUAAUGCAGUGAUGCCCCCAGAAUCUCCUGGAACUAGCUCCUUGAUGGCUGCACGGGAUGAUCUAGCCGAAACACCUGAAACCAAGUUGGCUAGUAAAUCACGAGGGUUUUUCUUCUGCUUCAGCCGUUGCUGUAGAUAGAUGACGUAGAAAAAGUAUCUUUGUGGCAGUGCUUCCAUGAGCAAGUGAAGAGAAGGUGGUGAAAGCAACAGUUUUACGUUCGGGCUAAGUCCCUCUCUCAGCCUUGCUUUGUCCUUUUGGUAUUUCUCUGUUGUAACUCCAAUUGCAUUACAAGAUGCAACACCGAGAAGGGGUGGAAUUUGGAGGUUCUGCAAUCAUGAAGGGAUCAUCAGAGAUUGGCAUUGCUUGUGCUCUGCAGGUGGCUUCUUUUGUGACAGAAAAGCAGCAAUUUGACAUUCUGUUGGUCCUAUAGGGUCAUGCUCUUAGGUGAUGCGUCCACGAACUUAAACUACCUAUUUACCUUCUCAGAAAAUAGAUAAAGCUCUUAUGCCUAAUAGGCAUGCCGUUCAACCGAAGUCAGUCUCCGCAGGCUAAACCAAACUUGAGCUCAACUUCAGACGCUGAACAAACCAGAGUUGAAAGAUGGAGAUUGGCUUGAAUUCAGCUGAUAUGCAACCUUAAAAAUAUCAUCGACGGAAGCUGGUGAUCUUUAGAAAAGCAGGAAAAAGGCCUGCUUGUCAAAGGCCCAGUCUAUGUAUUUGCUUUGGGUUUUUGCCUUCCUGUUCUUAUGAGUUUGGGAAUCUAUUUAUGCUUUAUCUCAGAUUCUGUCUGGUUAAUACUCUUGGCUACCUAAUAAGAAUAAUCCGACACAACCAUCGAACACAGCAGCAGGCACCUAUU